This is a messenger RNA of Poecilia latipinna (sailfin molly), 4004 nucleotides long. Its product is annotated as adenylate cyclase type 8-like. The transcript is spliced from 12 exons. Gene Ontology annotation, biological process: adenylate cyclase-activating G protein-coupled receptor signaling pathway; intracellular signal transduction; cAMP biosynthetic process. The annotation marks the transcript as partial. Gene Ontology annotation, molecular function: adenylate cyclase activity. The record is from RefSeq and is a predicted model, not a curated record. NCBI's taxonomy places the organism in Eukaryota, Metazoa, Chordata, Actinopteri, Cyprinodontiformes, Poeciliidae. Gene Ontology annotation, cellular component: plasma membrane.
CGUAACUGUGGUGUUUGUUUGAUAUUUGUGUCGUGUUUCAGGCGAAUCCACAUCUCCAAAGCUGCUCUGGAUUGUCUGAACGGCGACUACGAGGUGGAGGAGGGUCACGGCAAGGACCGCAACGACUUCCUGCGGCGCCACAACAUCGAGACGUACCUGAUCAAGCAGCCGGAGGAGAGCCUGCUGACGCUGCCGGAGGACAUCAUGAAGGAGGCGGCGAGCUCGGCUGACCGCCGGGCCAGCAGCGCCACCUUCAACGAGGCGUCCUGGAGCCCCGAGCUGCCCUUCGACAACAUCGUGGGAAACCAAAACACUCUGGCUGCCCUAACGAGAAAUUCGAUAAAUCUGCUUCCAAACCAUCUUGCACAAGCUUUGCAUGUCCACUCUGGUCCUGAGGAAAUUAACAAGCGAAUAGAGAGUGCCAUCGACUUACGGAGUGGCGAUAAGUUGAGAAGAGAGCAUAUCAAGCCUUUCUCACUGAUGUUUAAAGACUCCAGCCUGGAAGAGAAGUACUCACAGAUGAGGGACGAGGUUUUCAAGUCCAACCUGGUCUGCGCCUUCAUCGUGCUCAUCUUCAUCACAGCUAUUCAAAGCCUGCUUCCCUCUGCCAGAAUGGUGACGAUGGUGAUCCAGUUCUCCGUCCUCAUCGUUCUCCACUCCUGCCUGGUUCUGGUCACGACGGCGGAGGACUACAAGUGUCUGCCUCUGGUUCUGAGGAAGGCUUGCUGCUGGAUCAACGAGACGUACGCAGCGCGAAACGUCAUCGUCUUCGUCUCCAUCCUGAUCAACUUCCUCGCUGCGAUGAUCAACAUCCUGUGGUGCGACUUCGACAAGUCCAACACCUUCAGGAACCAGACGUACCACGAGUCUGCCUCCAUCCCGGACAUCUGCUUCUACCCAGAGUACUUCGUGUUCACGGGCGUCCUGGCCAUGGUCACCUGCGCCGUGUUCCUGCGGCUCAACUCGGUGCUGAAGCUGGCCGUGCUGCUGCUGAUGAUCGCCAUCUACUCCCUGCUGACCGAGGCCUUCUACACCUCGCUGUUUGUGCGCUACGACACGGUGCACCACAACACGGAAAACUUCCUGGGAACCAAAGAGACGUCUCUGCUGCUGAUGGCCAUGUUCCUCCUCGCCGUGUUUUACCACGGCCAGCAGCUGGAGUACACGGCCCGGCUGGACUUCCUGUGGCGCGUCCAGGCCAAGGAGGAGAUCAACGAGAUGAAGGAGCUGCGGGAACACAACGAGAACAUGCUGAGGAACAUCCUGCCCAGCCACGUGGCGCGCCACUUCCUGGAGAAGGACCGCGACAACGAGGAGCUGUACUCCCAGUCCUACGACUCGGUGGGCGUGAUGUUCGCCUCCAUCCCCGGCUUCGCCGACUUUUACUCCCAGACUGAGAUGAACAACCAGGGAGUCGAGUGUCUGCGGCUGCUCAACGAAAUCAUCGCUGACUUCGACGAGCUGCUGGGUGAAGACCGUUUCCAGGACAUCGAGAAGAUCAAGACGAUCGGCAGCACCUACAUGGCCGUCUCUGGUCUGUCGCCUGAGAAACAGCAAUGUGAAGAUAAAUGGGGUCACCUGUGUGCGCUGGCCGACUUCGCCAUCGCCCUGAACGAGAGCAUCCAGGAGAUCAACAAGCACUCGUUCAACAACUUCGAGCUGCGGAUCGGAAUGGCUCACGGCUCGGUGGUGGCGGGUGUGAUCGGCGCCAAGAAACCGCAGUACGACAUCUGGGGGAAGACGGUGAACCUGGCCAGCCGGAUGGACAGCACCGGCGUGAGCGGCAAGAUCCAGGUUCCCGAGGAAACCUUCCUCAUCCUGAAGGAGCGAGGCUUCGCCUUCGAGUACCGCGGCGAGAUCUACGUCAAGGGCAUCAGCGAGCAAGAGGGCAAAAUCCGAACUCACUUCCUGCUGGGCCGGGUGCAGCCCAACCCGCUCAUCCUGCAGCCGCGCAAAAUCACGGGCCAGUACUCUCUGGCGGCCGUGGUGCUGGGCCUGGUGCAGUCGCUCAACCGGCAGAAGCAGAAGCAGAUUCUCAACGAGAACAACAACUCGGGCAUCAUGAAAGGCCACCACCACUACAACCGCAGGACGUUGUUGGCGCCCGGCGGGGCCGAGGUGGGCGGCGGCCAUCAUGCCGAAGCUCCGGAUAAGACGGAUCUGUCCUGAGGCGCCCGGCAGAGUUUUGGCUCCACGCUGAUUCCUUACAGGCAGAACUGCUCCGAAGGCACAAACCCCGUCUGUGGUUGAGCUAAACCUUGGUGGGCGAAGCGUCCGACCAUCGGUCUGAAACUCUGACCGAUACUUGGAAACAAUAAGGCGCUAAUUGUACAUUAAACUUUGGCUGAUUUAGGGCUUUUCAGGGUCAUGGGGAGAAAAAACGUUUCCAUCAGAGUCAAAUGGAUUUGAUCAGGUGGUGCUGAUCAAAUCCAUUCAUUUAAUGAUCAUCAGGAGCAGAAAUGCAUCUAGAAAAACAACAACUGGCAGUUUGUUGAUCUGGAGCUGUGAGUUAAUGUUAUGCCAGGUUGUUGAUGCCCGUCAGUCUGGGAAGAGUUGUGAAGUCUGAACUCUGAGUCUAUCGUUCUUCAGAGCAGUCAGAGGGUAAAGCAGCAACAUAUAACAGGUUUGAUCGUACAGUUCAUCCAGCAGCAGACAACAUUCAGACGUCAGACGGGAAAUUUCAGAAAACGUGAGUUCAGAGUAAACAAACAUAGAUUAUGGAUCAUAUUUAGCAGAGAAUAAUAAAACCUCUCUGUCGUCCUCCGGACGUUUUGGUGCGUCAUGGCAGGUAUUUUAUCUUCUGUGUUUCUGACCUGCCACAUUCAGCAGGCUGUGAACUCGUUUGACCUCUGGGAACGAUAUCGGGCCCUGACGCGCCAACGUGUUGAAUAUCACCGACUUUAGAUCAGAGCGAACCAGAUCACUCUGAACACACGGCAGGAUUAUCGCUUACAUAAGAAAAACUUCUGAAGGGGAAAUUAUGAUAAACAUUCGGUGAACUAAGUAUGAGUUAGUUAGUUCUAACUCAGACAAAAGUCUAAAAAUAUUUAGACUUUUGUCCUAAAGUGGCAACAUUUGGUAAAGCACAUCAUCAUUUCACCACAAUCGCCUCAUACCUACCGUCCAGCAGGUGGAGCUGCUGAUGACUGGGACCUGGUGGCCUGGUCAGCCAUUAAAUGAACUUUGACCUCCUCUAUGUACCAAUGUAUCAGUAGAAUUAAACGUGAGGUCGGUUUGACCCAAACCGGGUCAUCAACAGGGAAAUGAUCCGAACCCGCCCGACUAUUCACAGCAGGAUCGCUAAAAAAGAAAAGACUCGAUGUGUCGUAACGGCCUAGUCAAAGUCCACAACCUUACAAGACAAAUGUGUGCAUGAGCUGCAGCUAUUGGAGCCAGACAGUUAAAGUCCUCUGAAGGUUUUCGCUGCUGAAAUCGGUUCUGAAUCAGAGCUUUACUUGGUUUUUGUUACAAUAAACUGUUUGAAACUUUUUUCUCCUCAUGACUUUAUUUAAUGUUUUCAGUAAAAAUGAAUGUAAACUCAUGUUUAGUUCUGGUUUAUUAAAGUAUUUCUGAUACAAAGGGCGGUUUGGACAUCCAGGAGAAGAGACUUUUAUUUUGAAGUUUUUAUCAUGAAUGUCUGAAACUGAACGUUCCUCCGGUGUUCACGUUCUCUACAAGCUCCGCCCACUUCGGUUUAAUCCAGCCAAUGAGGUUUGAUCUUCGUCCUGAGCGGCUCUGCUUUCUGUGAAUGUUUGUAGAACUGAAACUCAACUUUAGAGGAGGAGAUGGUGACUGGGAGGACUGGGAGGACUGGACGUCCUCCAGACUGAUUAUCCGGGACUUUCCCCAACGUUCCUGCUGUCCGUUCCCAUUUUUAUCUCACCUGCGUCGGACCCGUUCACACCUGACCCCUGCCCUUUGACCUUUGCCCGGUGUCGAUGUUUCUUUUUUGUAUUUCUUUUAUAUAUGGAACACAAUAAAAAGGGGUCUAAUUUUUUAUAGAA